CAGAAUCAAAUAUGUCGUCACUUCGUCAGGCAUUAUUAAGUUCCUGUCAUCGUUCACCUUGUCAGGAUCUUCUCAAAGAGGUCUUCCAUUCACAAACGGAUCAAAGUAGUAUUGAUGAAAUCUUCACGUGGAGAUUGUUACCUCAAUCUUUCUAUAGUCAAUGUCCUCCACAACCCUCCAUCAUCUGUGGUCCUCAGCAAUUGUUACGUUUAUUUGUUAAAUUACCAGAAGUGCUUGGCAAAAUGGACUUGCCUGAACUAAAACUUGGAAUACUUCUUGGAUAUUUGGAAAAUUUCCUAGAAUAUAUGGCAGCAAGACAUGAAGAUUUGUUUCCAGCUUCUGCUUAUGUUGAUGCAGUGUAAAACAGAUGUCUUUUGUUAUUAAUAUUAUUAUUAUUAUUAUUAUCAUCAUUAUUUCUAGAUCAGCAGAGCGGUUGAAAGGGUUAGAAUGGCCGGACUAAAUGCCUUGCAAUAUUAUUUUAGUUAUAUCCUUUGACAUUCAGAGUGCAGAUCCUGCUGCUUGGUGGGUGCAAAAUGUGUGUGUCUGUAUGUGUGUGUCUGUGUGUGUGUGUGGAGUUUGGUUGACUUUGGGAUUGAAAAACAAAAAUAGAACACCAGUACCAGUUAAAUACUAGGGUUGAUUUACUUGAAUGCAUUCUCUCUCUCUCUUCUAAUUUGUGGCUUUGUGCCUAAGAUAGAAAUUAUUAUUAUUAUUAUUAUUAUUAAUUGGGAUUGAUGUAGUCAAUUUACCCCUCCCCCAAUCUUGUUGGUCUUGUGCCAAAAUUUGAAAUCAUCAUCAUUAUUAUUAUGAAAGCAAAGUCGGUAAGCUGGCAGAAUUGGUAGGAUGAUGGAUGAAAUGCUUAGUGGCAUCUCGUCCAUCUUUAUGUUCUGAGUUCAAAUGCCGCAAAGGUCAACUUCCUGGCCAUGUACCAACAUUUGAAACUGUUAUUAUUAUUAUUAUUAUUAUUAUUAUUAUUAUUAUCAUCAUUAUCAUCAUUAUUAUUAAGGUGGCGAGCUGGCAGAAUUGUUAGCAUGCUGGACAAAAUGCUUCACAGUAUUUCAUCUGCCUUUACAUUCUGAGUUCAAAUUCUGCCAAGGUUAACUUUGCCUUUCAUUCUUUUGGGGGUCGGUAAAUUAAGUACCAGUGAUACACUGGGUCUAUGUAAUCAACUAGUCCCUUCCCCACAAAUUUCAGGGCUUGUGCCUAUAAUAGUAGAAAGGAUUAUUAUUAUUAUUAUUAUUAAUACUUAUAAAAGCUUUGCUGAGAAUGGUAUUGGUGAACAUAACAGCAUUUAGCAUUACUUUACCGUUUGUUUUCCAGUAAUGUUUAUUCUUCCAUAGAAUUCUUUAAAAAAGCUGGUUGCUGCUUUGUCAUAAAUAACAUCUGUUUGAAAUAAUAGCAUUAUAGAACAUAUAUAGUUCGGUCAGUGUUACUGUUUAGCCCCAGGUCAACCAUGAUUAAAUGUUUCCACGUCCAUGACCAUCACCUCUUGGUUUUUUCCUUUCCUUUUUUUUUAAUCAAGGGCUAAGACUACAUUAUCUAACAUAUCCUUUAUUUAAGUUGUAGACAGUAAGGUGUAAUUUGAGGGAGAUUUGUCUGCCAUUUUCUGUAGAUUAAGCUGCUGUGUGUAGGUUCCCUUGUUGGCUUGUGAUAUUUAUUGUAGUGUUUAGAGGGGGAAUGAUGUCUCUACUUCCUCAUCAUUCUCCACUCCUCCUUCCCCUCCACCUCAUGGUGGGUGGCAGCAGUAUCCUUGAUGCUAUGUACGUACCUGCUAUAUACUGGGGGACAGGCUUGAGGCAUUCUGUUUUAUUGCAUUACCUUCUCAAAAUUCAGCAUUGUUUUUACCAUGUCAUGGAAUGUACACACACACACACACACACACACACACACACACACAUUCAUAUACACAUACACAUGCAUCAACACGCAUAUGUAUAUACAUGCACACAUAUUUACGUACAGAUUCAUUCAUACACACAUCAACACAGAUACAUGCACACAUAUAUACAUGCAUAUAUAGACAUAUGCAUGUUGACAUCUACAUAUUCACAUGCAUACACAUGUAGACACAUUUGAGCAUAUUCAUAUAUAGGCACACACACUUACACACACACACACACACACACACACACACACACACACCUGCACAUAGAUGCAUACAUGUUGAUCACUAUUUCUGAUCAGAAGGGUGCCAUCUUAUCAGUGAGCAUAUACACAUACAUACCUGCAUAUAUGCAAGCUACCAUACAUUCACACAUAUAUCCAUACUUUCAUGCAUGCAUGUAUACAUACAUCAUACAUACAUACAUACAUGUAGACACUUUUGUGUACACACAUACAUGCAUGCACACAUGCACACACAUGUAGUCAAAUGCACUAACACACAUUCAGAAACACAUACAAUGACAUGCAUGCAGACACAUAUGCAGAUAUGGGUGCAUGCGUACACAUACGCAAAAAUACAUGUGUUGGUACUGCAUUCUAUCUUUUGCCAUCUCUAAAUGUUUAAAACUGUUAUUCUCUAAACUAUUGAUUACAAAGGAACAGGGUAGUUAAUUAAUCGAUGAUUAUAACUGUUAGGCAGAGUUAUUGGUGGUGGUCAUUAGGAAAGGUAUGGAGUAUAAUGUUUGUUGGUGUGAGGCUGUUGAGUAAUUAGAAGGAAAGACAGAAUGGGGAUGUAUUUCAUAAUGAAUAUGGUCUGUUCAUACAUGAACAUGCAUGCAUGUAUGUCUGUAUGUAUGCACACACACUCAUGCAUACACACACACACACUCAUGCACACCCACACAAGUAGACAUGCAUAGGCAUGCCUUUGUGCAGUCAUUUACUUGCACAAACACAUGCAUAAUCUGCACACAAACAGCUUCAGGUAGAUAGGAGGGGCUGGUUUGGAAACUGAAACUAAACUUGAUGACGGGUCAUGCCCCGAAAUAUUAAGUAUUUUCUCAACAUCGAUCAUGGUGAACCAGAACCUCCCCCCCACUUUUAUUUUUUCUUAAUUUUUCUGUUUUCAAUUUUAUUUUAUUAUUUUUUUUUUCAAUUUGUAUUUUUUGGCCUUUAAUUGUGUCACGAAUCUCAUUUCACACCACAUGGCAUCACGUCACAUCACAUGAAUUUAUACCACACUACAUGAAUUUCGUGUUAAACCACAUGACUACCCAUCACGCCACCCGGUCUUGCAUUACACCAUUACAACCUCACACCACGCUACAUGAGUUUCUCUUCCACAACAUGGUUUCCCAUCAUACCAUGUCAGGCAGCAUCAUUUUGCAUGUCAUAACUUCCUUUGCAUCAUCAUACCACAUGACUUUCCAUCACCCCCACAUGAUUCCUCAUCAUGUCAUAUGGUUUUCCAUCCUUCCCUUUCUCCUUCAUGACACCCCACCCUUCCACAUGACUUUCCAUCAUGCCACAUAUUUUGUCAUCCUUCCCCUUCUCCCACAUGACUCCCUCUCCCUCCCAAUAAUUCACCAUUCCUUUGAAUGACUUCCCAUUGUUCCUGUGACUUUGCAUUAUGUCACAUGGCUUCCCAUCAUACUAUCUCAUGCAGCAUCAGUUCGCGUGUCAUAACUUUCUUUGCAUCACAUCACAUGACUUCCUCUCCUUUGCCUCCUCCCACAUGUUGUCCCCAUCACUUUCAGUUCUCUCACAACACCUCAUCCUUUCAUGUGAAUUCUCAUCAUGCUACAUGUUUCCCAUCAUACCACGUCAGUUAACUUGUAAACAUCAGUUAACAUGUAGCUUUCUUUGCAUCGCAUCCCCCCAUCAUCCCACGUGACUUCCUCUCCUUCCCCUCCUCCCACAAAUGACAUUCCCAACAUCCUUCCCAUCUCCCCUGUCUCUUCACAUAUCCUCAUCCUUUCAUAUGACAUCCCAUCAUGCCACAUGGUUUCCCAUGGUACCUCAUCAUGCAGCAUCACCUCACACGUCAUUUUCUUUGCACCACAUCACAUGACCUCCCAUCAUGCCAUAUGACUUCCUAUUACAUCACAUCACAAACUGUGUGUGUUUAUUUCUAAUUUGUGUUUCGUGUAAUUUAAAAAAAAUUUUUUUGCUUUUGAAAUCUCCAUUUUUUUUUUUUGUUUUUAGAAGCCAUUUUCCCCUUUUACUCUUUUUCUUUCUUCGUAUCUCACGAGAAAUAGUUGACGCUUGACUGUUACCAACUGUGCUCCUUAUUUCUCUUUUACCCAAUGAUUUAGAGAUGCCAGGCAAAAGGUUUUGUGGUAUUUAGCUACAUCCCUUUAUGUUCUGAGUUCAAAUCCUUCCAGGAUCCACUUGGCCUCUUCUCUGUCCUGGAAAAAAUCUGUAUAGUAAAAGUACCAGUCAAAUACUGAAGGGUCAAUAUAAUCAACUGGUCUCUUUCCCCCAAAUUUCUAGCCUUGUGCCUAUGUAAGAGAGAUUAUCAUUAUGUUUUCAUUGGUUUUAUGUGUGGUUGUGC
Molecule: messenger RNA, 4438 nt
Organism: Octopus bimaculoides (California two-spot octopus)
Lineage: Eukaryota; Metazoa; Mollusca; Cephalopoda; Octopoda; Octopodidae
Product: MSL complex subunit 3
Biological process (GO): regulation of DNA-templated transcription; chromatin organization
Cellular component (GO): MSL complex; NuA4 histone acetyltransferase complex; nucleus
Source: RefSeq, a predicted model, not a curated record